AUGAACAUUAAGGAAAGCGAAAAGAAUGCUGAUCAAAAUUCUGUAAGGUUCACCUCUGUAGCACUAUCAAACACUUUUAGAAUACAAAAAUUGAAGAUCGGAACAAGAAAUACUAAAAACAACUCAUCAGGGACCCUUAUUGAUUCCAAUCCUAAUCAAGAUCAAGAGGAGGAAAUAAUUAUGAUUCCAAAAAGCAAAAACUCGUCAAAACAGCAUCAAAUUCCAUCUUCUCCAAAAGUUACAAAUUACGUUUCAAAUCAUGUAAAUAGAAUGGUUGCAUUUCCUCAAAAUCUUCAUCAACAACAGAAGAAAAACCGAUCAAAAUAUGCUCUCCUAUUGCAAUCAUUAGAUUCCGAUUCAAUUUGGAAUAUUUUGGAUUUCUAUGGUGGAGAAUGCAACAAAUCACUUUCAACACCCAAUGGAAAGAUAAUGAUUAAGGAAUUUAUUAGGAGAUAUUAUGGAAGAUUUAAGGAUAGAUUGGUGAGAUUCAUGUUCAGAUUUAUAAGAAUCGAUUUCAGACAUGUUAAUUCACCUUCUGAAAUAAUUAGUCUAAUUUCAAUACCAUUACUUUCUCUUGAUGAAUUUAAAUUCAAUAAGAAUAAUUCCGCCACAAAGUAUAUUUUUAAUUUAUUCGAAAUAUCAAAGAUGGAAAUGCAGAAGAAGGAUUGGGUGAAUUCCUAUAGAAUGAUUAUUGAGAGGAGAUUCUUGAGAUUUACAGAUUUGAUUGAGAAUCAAUUAGGAAAAAUAGUGGAAUUGGAUGUUACUGGAACCUAUUUAUAUAAAUGCCCUAAAUUACUGGAAUUUAUCAUUUCGAAAUGUUCAAAUCUUAAAACUUUUAAAGGGGAAGAUGAUCUAACGGAUAAUGUUCGGUUUUACAAUAUUGAAGAAUAUUAUGAAAAGUUUCCAAAAGAGUUUUUCAAAGCAUUUGAGAGUAAUGGUCACUCGUUAAAGCACCUCUCAUGGAAUGGGUCACCUAUGCAAUUUGAGAUGAGUUGGUGGACAAGAGGUUUGGAGUUUUUGGACCUUAGAGGGUAUUAUUCAUUUGCAUUGAUUCAAUCUCUCUUUGUAAAUUGGACCAAUUUGAAAGUGUUGAAAAUUAAGAGAUUAAGAAAGUUUGGAGGAAGUUUUGCAAAAAAUGAUGAGAACGAAGAGGCAGAAUGUUUAUCUGAAAUGAUUAAUUUUGUUAGGAAUAUGCACUUGUUGCGACAUUUAGAAUUUGGAGAUGAUAUUUCACCACAAGAUUUUGAACAAUUAGCCGGAAAAACUUCUAUCGAAUCAUUUUCACUUCAGUUAUAUAGUAGAAACAUGUAUUGUGAUUCAUACUUUCAAGUCAUUUCCUCCUUUAGAAAUUUGAAACAAUUAUCAAUUGCUUUGACUUGUAAAUUAAGCAAAUCUGUGUUGAAAGUAAUUGGAUCAAUGAAACUGGAACAAUUUAAAAUACUAGAAACUGAAUUUUAUGAAGAACCAGAAGAGUUGGAAGAUACAGAUAUUGAGAGUCAAUCAGAGGAAUCAAGAACAGAUCCAAUCGAACAUUUUGAAUUGGUUGACAUUUUGGAUAUGAUUUCAAACCUUUCCAAUCUUCAACUAUUUUCGAUCAAUAUUUCGAAACAUUUAGAAAGAGAUGUGUUGAAUUAUUUUCAAGAUUAUGAAAGUUACAAGACCAUCAAAGCAUUCAAUGGGAGAUAUACUAACUCGUCAGAAGGUUAUACAUUGGAUGUUUAUGGAGUUGUCAAUAUGUGUGAUGUUAUUCAUUCCGAUAUUUAUGCAACUUUUGAAUUGGAACGAUUGAGAGAAGGAGCAGUGCACAAUAAGCUCUACCUCAAUCAAUCCUCUCACCGACAAGUAUAUUCUUUGUAA
This is a messenger RNA of Naegleria gruberi, 1857 nucleotides long. RefSeq lists its product as uncharacterized. The record is from RefSeq and is a predicted model, not a curated record. The transcript has 3 exons. NCBI's taxonomy places the organism in Eukaryota, Heterolobosea, Eutetramitea, Acrasida, Naegleriidae. The coding region runs from base 1 to 1857 and encodes 618 amino acids.